AUGGAAACGGUAAGAGUACGUCACAUGGAUCAACUCAUUGAAGAACGUAGUGUAUUAUAUAUGAGAUGACGGAAUGUAACGAAAAAAGUAACAUACUGUAAUAUAAAUAUUUUGUAGAGGAAAACACGUUUUUAUUUGAUGGAGGAAGAUGGCGGUAAAAGAAUGAGAGGCAGAGCUCGAGGUAGAGCCCGUGGUCGUGCUCGAGGCAGGACUAGAGGAAGAUCAAAAAAACAAGUUAAAGUAAUUGAAAGCGAUGAAGAAGACACACCUCAACAAUCAGAAGAAACUCCAGCAGAAGUUGCAACCGGUGAACCAGAGGAACAUGAACCACCACCAUUGCAGCAAGCUCCUUUGGAGCAACAGUUCGAUUUGGAAGCGGAUAUAUCACAACUGGAAGCACCAACUUUUACAACCAUUAAUAGAGGACCUCCUGAACCAAUGUUACGUUUAAGAUGGGACCAUCGUGUUAAUCUCAUUGGUGAAAAAGUUCUUAAUCCUAUGAUACAUUGUUGCGACAAGUGUCUAAAGCCUAUUCUUAUUUAUGGACGUAUGAUACCUUGUAAACAUGUAUUUUGUUUAUCUUGUGCCAAACGAGAAGAUAAAGUUUGCCCACGUUGUAUGGAAAAAGUUUCCAGAGUAGAACAAACAGGUUUGGGUACAGUAUUUAUGUGUACUCAUGGAGGAACAAGAUAUGGAAAUGCUGGUUGUAGAAGAACAUAUCUCAGCCAACGAGAUUUACAGGCACAUAUUAAUCAUCGACAUAUAUCUGCUCCUCCACAACCAGUUCAGGGAAUACAAGUUGAGCCUCCCCAAUACGUGCAUUCUAAAUCAGAUAUUGAAUCACAAUUGUCUAAAGUGUCUUCUGUUUCAAUGCAGAACACACGAAUAAAGUCAGUGCAAUCUCAUAUGGUGCAACCCAUUAUGGGAAAUGAUCCAAGAGUGAACUCAAUGGUGAAUCAACAAUCUGUGGAACAUAGGCAGCAACAUAGACCUCAAACAAUCAUAUCUAUGCAAAAUUAUCCACAAAAUUCUGCACCACCUCCUCCAAGUAAUGGACCUAUGCGAACUAAUCUCAUAACCGUACCUAUUCAAGAUACUACUAUGACAACACACGAGAUUCAUUCGCAGCAAGGUCAUCAUUAUUAUCCUCCUCCACCUCCACAAGUGAAUUAUGGAACAUACAAUGUCCCACCACCUGUUUCACAAACACAACAAUAUUAUCCGCAACCUCAACAUCCAACACAAGUAUCUUAUGUGCCACAACCUCCAUCUCAGCAACAAUAUGUAUCUUCCGCCCCAACUUCAAUAAGGCCAUCACCAACAGGAUAUAUACAAGAUCCACAAUAUGGUCCACCACCACCACAACAACCACCACCUCCACAACCUCAGUGGUCACAACAUCAGCAACAAUUUUAUAGAUAAGAACUAAUGAUACUAUUUAGUGAUCAUUGUGAAAACUGCAUUAAGGUGUUGUGAUAAAACUAACAUGGAUAAAUACAGUGAAUUGUAUAAACUUACUGCCAAUGUAAAAAUUUCAUUGGCUUUUAGGAAAAAAUAAUCUUGAAAUAUUUUAUACUUUUUAAGAGUAUAUAUAAUAUAACCAUGAUAUAAAUACUAAAAUUAUGGCUCUAUAGCAAUAAAAAAAUGUUUUAAUUAUAAAAAUAAUUUGUUUUAAUACCUGCUGCUAUAUUUUUGAUGAUGAAAUAUUUUAUUAUAUCAUAAGAAUCAUUUUUUGUUUAAUAUGUUUUACUAUUUAAGUAUUGAUGCAAACCUUACACCUUACAUGUGAUAUAACAAUAAUUUCACAAACAAAAGGAAAAUUUUUUUGUUUUUUAAAAAAUAAACUUUUCUUAACAUGAUUCUAUAAAUACAUGCACAUAUAUAUAAGUAAAAUUCAAAAUAUGAAACUGAUUUUUUGUUCUUAGACUUUAAUAUUGAUAGGACUUUAACUGUUAUAACUUAUGUACAAAACUAAC
Molecule: messenger RNA, 1976 nt
Organism: Vespula pensylvanica (western yellowjacket)
Lineage: Eukaryota; Metazoa; Arthropoda; Insecta; Hymenoptera; Vespidae
Gene: Hakai
Product: E3 ubiquitin-protein ligase Hakai-like
Exons: 5
Coding region: 139-1422 (427 amino acids)
Biological process (GO): regulation of cell adhesion; protein ubiquitination
Molecular function (GO): ubiquitin protein ligase activity
Source: RefSeq, a predicted model, not a curated record